Messenger RNA from Nilaparvata lugens (brown planthopper), 1059 nucleotides. RefSeq lists its product as uncharacterized. The record is from RefSeq and is a predicted model, not a curated record. NCBI's taxonomy places the organism in Eukaryota, Metazoa, Arthropoda, Insecta, Hemiptera, Delphacidae. The transcript has 3 exons. The coding region runs from base 224 to 991 and encodes 255 amino acids.
AUCAACAGCUGCUGGAAUCAGAAUAGAGAUUAUUAUUAGCAGUAUCACGUGGAAUUAUUGAAUGAAUUUAUCUGAAUUUUUAAUUACAUGUUACUUUUUCUCAAUUCCAUGGUAACCAUAGUGUACAUUCAUGUAAACAUUCAUCUCGUCAUUUUACAACAAAAUAUUCAGUUAAAUUUGUAAGCACAUUUACAUAAUUUUAAACAUUUUAUCAAAACAAACAAUGGAGGAUCAAGAGGGAACAGAAAAGCAGCAGACAGUACACGCAGUCAAGUCUCGUCCUGGAACUUUUGGAUUGGGAACAAAACUAAAUUCUCAGCCUCUUGAUGACUCGACCAAGAACGACGAAGAGGAUGUCGCACAGAGAAAGAGCACCUCGAAAAACACGCUCGAGAAGUUGCUACUAGAGGAAGAGAGACGACAACUGAGUUUGGCCAGAGAGUCAACUGGUUCAGUCAUUUAUGACUAUGAUGAACCAGUCACUAUUCCAUAUUCCUUGGAAAUUCAAUGCCAAGAAAGCGAGACGAGCAAGGAAGCUACUUCUCAGAACAAUUUCAGUGAGAAUGAAUCUGAUGUGAAUGAAAAUGUUAUCGAAGUUACGGUACACGCAACUGGAGGUGUUUCUGAGCAGAACUCUGAUGAAGGGAAUCAGUUCUCGUACACAUCGGACAGCUACACAUUGGAGGUGAGCAAUGAUGAGGAAUAUAACGAACAGGCUGACCAAUCAGAUGCUGCUGUUUUAUCAGAAGCAACUGUUGCUUCAGCAGAACAGUCGGAUGAUGAGAAACUUUUCACCAACUCGAAGCUCAGUGACACCAAAAACUCGCUGGAAAUUUUGCAGAUCUCUCUGGCUAACUCUGAAACAACCGCUAAUGAGGAUUCGGAAGAUAUGGAUUAUGUGGAUAAUGUCCCAGAAAGUGUGCCAAAGAAAAAAGUGGGCAACUUCUUUCGGAAACUGUUCGGUGGCAGCAAGAAGAAAAGUUCAGAAUAAUGAAUCAGGCAACAAUUAAUCCUUAUAUAAACAAAAUUACAAAAAAUUAAAAGCAAAGUUUAGUACUA